This is a messenger RNA of Cuscuta epithymum, 1653 nucleotides long. The record is from the annotation of a GenBank genome assembly. Lineage: Eukaryota; Viridiplantae; Streptophyta; Magnoliopsida; Solanales; Convolvulaceae.
CUUGCAACUUCGUUGGUGAGGGUCGGCACCACCAUAGUUGUACUGCCCAGGUCGCAGUUCGCCGGCAACCAAACCACUGCUCUCCGCCGACCACCGGCGUCCAUUCGUGCAACCAACCAGCCCACCUAAGGUUCCCGUCUGCCGUCGCCCUUCAUCAGCUUUCAUUGGCCGCUGCGAGCAAGAGAGACAUUCCAACUCCGCCGCAGCGACCUUGAACCUCUGUAGCUAAACCCAGCACCGUCGCCAGUUGUCCUUAUUUCAGUUUGCGGCUCAUCUUCUCCGUUGCUUCGUCUUAGUCGCCGCCCCUGUGUAGUCUAGGCCGCAAGCGUUUUUGGGUGAGGAGUACUGCCGCCGUUGGACGUCGGGCUUCCGUUGCCGAACCCCAGAGCACUUCGGUGAUAUCAAGGAUCGCUCGCCACUGCCGUCUACUGCCUGUGCCGUUGCCGUUCUUCCCUGGGUGCGGAUCCAAGACUUCCAAUUCAGCCGCCUCCGCUUGCAAGGGUACGCAGGGAUAGCCGGAUAGAUAUGACAUCGCGGCUGGAGAUGUUCCAAAGCUUCGACAAGGAUGGACCUCGCGGUAGUGACCAGGGGCGCUCUGACAAGAAACCAAAGGCUCCCUCCGUCACCAAAGGAAAGGAUGCUAUCGUAACCAUGCCUUCAUCCGUGGCGAAACGCAAGGCUCCUAGUACCGCAGCCUACAUCACCCGGAGCAUGAGUGACAUUCCCACUACGGGGAUGACUACUUGGUUACGAGGAAACAUAGAGUUGCCCCCGCUCUUAUCACUGACAAUCCCGACGACUGAGAAGGAGCAAAUUUUAGCACUUGACAACGUUGCUCUAGAGAGGAGGAGUCACCAUGGCCUGGCAGAGUUAACGUUCCUAUUUCCCUGUCACUUUUUAUCUAUACAUCUCGUGAUACUAAUAUUUACCUUUUUUUGUAGCUACUGACAUUCAUCUCCGAGGUGAACCGAAGGAAGGACGAGCGCGAGCAAGAGUUGUUGCUACAACUUACCGAACUGGCAAAAGAGGUGGCCUCGCUCAAGCUUAGUCGUGAUUCACAUGCAGCCGAGGUCGCGACGCUCAAAGACAUGCACGCCGUGGAGUUGGCGAAUGCAAGAGGUCAGGCCGUGGAUGCAUACAAGAAUUCUUCAGAGUUUGUGUCUGAUCGAGAAGCUUACAUCAGUGCCCACCUCGGUGACAUUAGCAAGCAUUGGUUGUCUACUCCAGAUGGCCGUGAGAAACUUGCCUUAGAGAGCUACAUCUCCUACCAGGUCGGGAUAUAUGCCACUCAAUAGAAAAUAUAUCCUAUCUUGAGGGAUAAGGCUGGUACCUCUUGCAUCACUGUUGGGGACUUCCUCCUGAGGUUCCCAACCACGAGAUCUCGGUGGCUGAUUCCCUUCGGGAGGACAUUCCUUUUGCCAGAUCCCCUACUGAUGAGGAGCUUGGUGAUCCCCCCUCCGAGAAAGAUAAAGGGAUUCAUAUGUCAUUCACCUUGGAUCACCCCAGCUUUGAUCGCUUCCGUGCCUUAGAGCGUCCACAAGACUGAUAGAUGGGUGUAGUGUAGACUUCAAUUCCGACAUGUCUUUCCUUAUGAGUACUUGAAUUGCAAAACAUGUUUUGAAUUUCACAAAAUAAUAAUGAUGCAUGUCUUAU